Doryrhamphus excisus (bluestripe pipefish) is the source of this 1277-nucleotide messenger RNA. RefSeq names its product unconventional SNARE in the ER 1 homolog (S. cerevisiae) (gene use1). Gene Ontology annotation, cellular component: endoplasmic reticulum; SNARE complex. Gene Ontology annotation, molecular function: SNAP receptor activity. NCBI's taxonomy places the organism in Eukaryota, Metazoa, Chordata, Actinopteri, Syngnathiformes, Syngnathidae. The record is from RefSeq and is a predicted model, not a curated record. Gene Ontology annotation, biological process: retrograde vesicle-mediated transport, Golgi to endoplasmic reticulum.
ACGUGCUUGUUUUUAUUAAAUCCUAUCCACGUCUAUAGAACCGGCUUCCUGUGACGUCAUAAUACCGCGACGCCCCGUCCUGUUUGAAUAUGGCGUCCAGAUUGGAGAUCAAUUUUGUUAGGUUAUUGUCUCGUUGUGAAUCUAUAGCCUCGGAUAAACGCAGUGAGGCGGAAUGGAGACUGGAGAAGUAUGUUGGUGCCUUGGAAGAGAUGUUGGUGGCUCUGAGGAAAAGCAUAAGCAAACCCACACCGGAAGUGCUGACAGAAUACACAAGAAAGGUGGACUUUCUCAAAGGCCUUUUGGAGGCAGAGAAGCUGUCAUCAGCGACAGAAAAGGCCCUCGCCAACCAAUUCCUGGCUCCCGGGCGAACGCCAACCAUAGCCAACGAGAGGAUGCCCGCCACGAAAACCGUCCACAUGCAGACCAAGGCCCGAUGUACCGGGGAGAUGAGGAACGAGCUGCUCGGCACGGGCUUGGCAAGCAAAGAAACAGAUUUACGCCACAGAAGAGGUCUGCCGCUGGAUGAGCGCCAGUCAGCGGCCGAACUGGACGCCAUCUUGCAGCACCAGCACAACCUGCAGGAGAAGAUCGCAGAGGACAUGCUCAACCUGGCCAGGAACCUAAAGAACAACACGCUGGCGGCACAGAGUAUCAUCAAACAGGACAACCAGACGCUGAGCCACUCCAUGCGUCAGGCGGAUCUGAACUUUGAGAAGCUGAAGACGGAGUCGGAGCGCCUGGAGCAGCACGCCAAGAAGUCUGUCAACUGGCUGCUGUGGCUCAUGCUCAUCCUGGUCUCCUUCACCUUCAUCAGCAUGAUCCUCUUCAUCAGACUCUUCCCCAGGCUCAGAUGAUGCUCGAGAUGGAAAGACGUCGUGUAUACGCGUGUGAGCUCGAGGUCAGGAACAGCGUUAAACAGCGAUGGAAAAGUGGACUGGUGCAAGCGGACAGUGGAAAACCACCCGACAGACCUUUCGUGGACGGACCAUUAUCCCGGAUAACACAUCCAUCCGUCAUCAUCAUCAUCAUCAUCACAACAACUUUCAUUCAUUAAACAGAUCAUAAAUGUGCUGAAAUGAAGUCUUCCCCUUUAAAUAUGCUCACAAAUGUUGCUAUUCCGGGCUGCACGGCGGUCUAGUGGUUAGCGCGCAGACCUCACAGCUAGGAGACCAGGGUUCAAUUCCACCCUCGGCCAUCUCUGUGUGGAGUUUGCAUGUUCUCCCCGUGCAUGCGUGGGUUUUCUCCGGGUACUCCGGUUUCCUCCCACAUUCCAAAAA